CAGUUUCACGCUCCCCGCUGGGAAAACUGGGGCACACUCGGGGGCGCCGUUGGAGUCGUUGGACUGUCCAACCCGACAGGUUAUGAACGCAGCCAUGAACGGUGCCGUCGUGUUUGUUUUCGUUUUCGCGAUUACGGGACGAUAAUUCGCACCUUCCCAUGUUUCGAAUCGCCGCGGUUGCGUCACCAUGAUCUCCGCAGCCCCAUUUGUUACGCUGUUCCUCUUCCUGCUAAACGCCCAGGCGGGCCCUGUGCCGGAUGCUCCGAAACUCCUGGUCGUCUCCUACGAUGCGUUCAGAUACGACUACUUCGAGAGAAAGAUGACACCGUUCAUGACCCAGCUGAAAGCUGAGGGCACUCACACGGAUUACAUGAUGAACAUUUUCGUCACCAAGACCUUCCCCAAUCAUCACACGAUGGCGACGGGGUUUUACGCGGAAACACAUGGGGUUGUAGAUAACGAAUUUUUUGAUCCUAGCAAAAAUAAUAUUACUAAGUAUUCGUACGAGCUGUAUCAUUACAACAACAAUAUCCUACCUAUUUGGACGGUUAAUGAAAAGAAUGGCAGACGUAGCGGCACGAUGAUGUGGCCGGGCUCGGUGUUCGAGUAUCAAGGAACGAGACCUACCUUCGCACAACCGUUUAACGACACGAUUCCGUGGGAGAAGCGGAUUGAUGAAUUACUGUCGUGGUUCGUACAUCCCACAAACCCAAUAAACUUGGGGAUAUUGUACAUCGAGGAUCCGGAUUACCACGGUCAUGCCAUAGGAAUAAACGGCGUCGAGUUUAAUGAGAUUCUCCAAAAAUUGGAUAAUAUUACCAAAUACAUGCACAACAAGAUUGACCAUUAUGGCUUGGCGGAUGAUCUCAAUGUGAUUCACUUGAGUGAUCACGGCAUGGCAUCGGUUACGAUGGAAAGAAUAAUAAACUUAACGACUUACAUCAAUGCUAGUGAUUAUAUAUUUGUAGGAACGUCUCCAGGAUUGCAUAUUUAUCCACAUCCUGGGAAAGAAGAAAUUAUUUAUCAGAAACUGAAGUCUGCCGCAGAACAGACGAAAACGUUCAAAGUAUACAGAAGAGAAGACAUCCCGAAGAAGUAUCAUUAUGGCAAUAAUACUCGCAUAGGACCCAUUUUUGUCAUAGCUGAAGUCGGAUACGCAUUUCAGAACCUCUUAGACGUUAUAGAAUAUUACAAACAGAAAUUUAAUAUCACAGUUACCAAUCAGACAGAAUUUGGGCUGCAUGGUUAUGAUAAUGAAGCUAAAGAGAUGCAUCCAUUUUUCUUUGCGAAUGGACCUGCUUUUAAGCCAAAAUGUAAAUUAGAGCCUUUUAACAAUACGGACUUAUUUCCCUUGUUUUGUGAAAUACUUAAUUUGAAGUGCCCCAUGGUUAAUGGCACUUUAUCUCACAUAACAAAGUGCCUUAGAACACGAUCGAAAAAUGUAUCAAUAUCUACGUAUAAAAUGCUGAUUGCAGUUAUUCUAACCACUACAUUGAUAGGAAUGUCGAUAGUGGCUACAAUAAUUUAUAGGAAAAAACGAAGAUUAGCAUAUAAUCAUAGGGAAUCAUAUUAUACAUUGGGCGAAUAAAACGCUACAGUUUUUUAAUAAACAUGACAUUAUUUACACUUUUGUUGGGUUUUAGCUAGUGAAUUAAUGUAAUAUAUAUUAUAUACAUAUGAGACAGGGAUAUACAUAUUAUACGAAAGAGAUAUAAAUUAUUAUGUUUUCAACAAUGAAUAGUACAAAUGUAACUUUUUUUUUAUCUCCUUGGAUCUCUUCCAUUCUUUGUAAGAAGGCAUGUUUAUUAGAUAUAAAUUAGGCAAGAUUAUUUAGCGUUAGACUGAUUCUCGGACACUUUAAAGUGCUAAGAAUUUGUUAAUUUGAUAAAAUAAUGACAUGAUAUUAGUAAAUUUGAAACAGUAUUUCUCAUUGGUACUUAUAAUAUAACUUAAUAAACUAUGUAAUACUUUUUGUGAUCUUAUUACAAAUGUACAUAUUUCCGAGUGAAUUAUACAAUUAUUAACUCCACUUUUAUUUUAGAAGAGUACUGGAUGAAUCUCAAUUUUGGGAUGAAAGUUUAACUCCUCACUUAUGAAAAAAAUCUUCCUAUCAAAUAAACACAUAAUUUUAAAAAGAAAA
Wasmannia auropunctata (little fire ant) is the source of this 2140-nucleotide messenger RNA. Its product is annotated as ectonucleotide pyrophosphatase/phosphodiesterase family member 5-like. The transcript is spliced from 8 exons. NCBI's taxonomy places the organism in Eukaryota, Metazoa, Arthropoda, Insecta, Hymenoptera, Formicidae. The record is from RefSeq and is a predicted model, not a curated record. Bases 188 to 1588 code for a protein of 466 amino acids.